AUGGAACUCCUGAAUAGAGGAAACCCUAGGGAAGCACGGGAGGAGGAACAAGCAGAGAACCUGGAAGUGGUGGAGGCCAUCAUGGAAGACGAGGUAAAGAGAGCACUCAAGAUGAAAAACGGGAAAGCGGUGGGUCCCGACAACUUGCCCAUAGAAAACACAAUUGAACACAGGCUGAGGAGACUGGUCAAUAUCAGCAAAGAGCAGUUUGGAUUCAUGGAGGGGAAGUCGACUACGGAUGCCAUUUUUGCCUUGAGACAUGUGCAGGAGAAGUACAGGGAGACCUACAAAGAGCUGCAUGAUGUGUUCAUUGACCUGGAGAAGGCCUACGACAGAAUGCCGCGGGAGGAGCUGUACUGGUGCAUGCGAGAAAAGAACAUCCCAGAGAAGUCCAUUAGCAUAGUUAAAGACAUGUACAAGGAGAGUUAG
Molecule: messenger RNA, 429 nt
Organism: Penaeus indicus
Lineage: Eukaryota; Metazoa; Arthropoda; Malacostraca; Decapoda; Penaeidae
Exons: 2
Coding region: 1-429 (142 amino acids)
Source: RefSeq, a predicted model, not a curated record